Messenger RNA from Daldinia caldariorum, 3270 nucleotides. RefSeq lists its product as uncharacterized. The record is from RefSeq and is a predicted model, not a curated record. The transcript has 3 exons. NCBI's taxonomy places the organism in Eukaryota, Fungi, Ascomycota, Sordariomycetes, Xylariales, Hypoxylaceae. Bases 1 to 3270 code for a protein of 1089 amino acids.
AUGUACGCCUUUACUAUCCUCGUCCCCUUACUUCUAGCUCUUGACGCCAUGUUCGCCGCCCCCUUUGCGGGAAUCAUCGGCCUUAUCAUGAUCUUUUGUCUCUCCGGCUACGAUAAUAACGGCCCAAUUGCCAAUUCCGCCGCACUUAUAGCGAAUACUAUCGUCGCGACCGGCGUGAAGUAUGCCUUCGGAGGAGGGGUGCUCCGGGAAAUCCACGGCCUCGUGCUCAUGGGCGCGUGCAAGGAUUCUUGGGGGCCCGAGUACCCCAGCGCAAUAACCGUAGCGGUGACGAUGAUCAUGCACAAGUUUCUCACUUGCGACGAAUAUAUGUUUUAUUUCGACUUUGUGAUGAUUGGCUGCUCUAUAAUCCUUCCUCUCCGUCAAAUCGCGACACAGGCUCUUAUCACAGCUUUCGCCCUAGCCUGCCGCCUAUAUUCAUACCUAUAUUGCCUCUUAGUCGGAAUUCCACAAAUUGUCGUGUUCCUUUACAACUCUCCUGUUACUCUUUGGCGUCAACUAUGCCGAACCUUUAGAAAGCCUAAGAUGGUCAACGCUAGCACGCAAACAGACCCUCAAAUCCAACCUCAGCCGACACUUACCCUAUCGGCGGUCAUGACUGUCGCAGAUAUAGCUCCUAUCUCGCCCCCUGAGCCACCUAAGCCUACAGUUUACUCUCACGAAGCUGUUACUGAAAUCUUUCGAAAGGUCAAGCCGAGAAUUACAUUCCUUCGAAGAUCUUCUAUCCUAAGAGAUGACGAUACUACAACAGGUCUUGUAGACGAGAUGGCGCCUGUUCCGGGUCAGACAAUCUCUUCACGUGAAUACCUCCGGAACCUAUGGGCUGCAGCUAAGCAACCUUGUAAGCCUCAGCUGAGUAAGGAGACGCCCAAGACUGAGGAGCCUACCAGCGACCAACCUAGCACUCAACCGGAUCCUGUUGAGCAGCCUUCCAUUGAGCAGCCUGCUAUUAACCAGCGUACUCUCGGUCAGUUUGCCGUUGAGCAAUCUGUCGCCAAUCCGCCUACCCCUGAAGAGUCGAUCUGUGAGGAACCUAUACCAGAGAAAUCCAUUACUCAGGUGCUCACCCCUGAGGGAUCCAUUACAGAGGAACCUAUCCCCGACGAGUCUAUUUUGAAGGGAACGUCUCGUGAGGAGGUGGUCGCAGAAGAGCCUACCGCAGAGGAAGCUAUGUCGAAGGAAGCUAGCCAGAAAGCACCUAUUGCUGAUCAACUUGCUUCCGAAGAAUCCAUUUCCAAUGAGUCUAGCAUCGAAGAUUCUACUCUGUUCGGGGAGCCUACUGCCGAUGACUACACUCUUGAUGAAUCUGCCGGCAAGGAACCCACCACUAACCAACCUAAGUCAGAGGAAACUACCUCGGACGAAGUCAGCCAGGGAAAACCUGUUCCUAAUGAGCUCGCUCCCGAAGAAUCUAUUUCUGACGAAUCUAGCCUGGAGGAUCCCACCCUCUUCGGAGAGCCUACUGCUGACGAGUAUAUUUUUAAUGAGUCGACCUCCGAAGAAUGUAAUGCCGAACAACCUAUCGUUGAGCAAAACAUCCCGAACGAGCCUAUUCCUGAAGCAUCUGCCUCCGAAGAGCCCAUUCCGGACACUUAUGACUCUGAGGGUUCUCUCUUCGGUGAACCUACCGCUGACGAAUAUAUUCUUGACGAGUCUACCUCCGAAGAACCUACCGCUAAGCCACCUAUCCUAGAGGAGACUAUCAUGGAGGCGCCUAUCCCUGAAGAACCUAUUGCUGAGCAAUCUAUCGCUAAGCAGGGUAUUGCUGAGGAAGCUAUCCUAGAAAUGCCUAUUCAGCAAGAAUCUGCCCCCGAAGAGCCCACGUUAGACGACUCUAGCUCUGAGGGUUCUCUCUUUGGUGACCCUGCCCCUGAGGAAUACAUCCUUGGGGUGCCUGCCGCCGAAGAGCCUGUCGCUGAAGGACCAGCCAAAGAGCAAGAUGAGGAUGAGCGUUUUACCUCUGGUCAGUACCCGGUUGAGCCGAUCAGCGAUGAGCAACCCGUUAAAGUCAUUACCGAGGAUACUCCCAUGCAGGGAGCUAGCGCUGAGGAAACCCCCCCGGAGCGGCUCGUUGUUGAAACAUCCGAGGGAAUAAAAGCCAUCGAAGAUUUCAUUUUUGAAAACCUUGGUGUCGGAGAGGUUGGAGACUAUGGAUACUUUGAACUCCCGGAAAAUUGGGAGGAAGAAGGUAAUAAAAUUAUCGAUGAACUAUGGGAAAGCGUGGCGCUCUCGGAUUUUGCACAGCCGAUUGAGGGCAGCCAGUUUAAUGGCGAGCAGGCAGGAAUCCAAGAGCCACAUAGCGGUACCACGAGACAGACUACUGAGAAAGAUGAUCCUUUCGAUGGCGGACAGCCCACUCAAUCUCAUUCUAGGCUAGAAUUCAACUUCGGUAGUGAGCAGCUUCCUGGGCCCCAAGAACAUGGCCCCAAUUUUACCUUUAGGGCCGGGCAAUCAAUGCCCACAAUAGACGAAGAGGAGCUUCCCGAGGCAGAAGAACCUGCCUCUAUGUUCAACUUCAAUUUUGAACGAUUUACACCUACAUCCUCCGACAAUCAAAAGUCCACGGAAGCUGGACAGUCUGCCACCAUCUUUACGUUCGGUGCCGGACAACCUGUUCAACCCGAACAGUCCACCGUUGCCUUUGCUCUUCCAGCAGAGACGUCAAGACAAGCUCCCCAGACAACGCCAUCAUUUAGCUUUGGCAGUGAGCAACCGACGGAGGCAGAGUGGUCUGCUCCCACCUUUACUUCCGGUGCUGAACAGCCGGCUUCCGUUUUCAAUUUCAACGGUGGGCAGAGUCAAGCUGCCGAAGAUCCCCCAGGCCAACAGAAUCAGGAGGGCAAUAUCUGGGAGCCAACGGACGAUGGGGAUCCGGCUCCAAUAGGCGAGGAUGGAGUGUCGUGGCUCGAUCUAGAACGGCAGCUUGAGCUCGAACUAGCAAUGGAGGCAGAAAAUGAAGGAGGGGCAUAUGAAGGGCCCGGUUGGGAUAGGGACGAGUGUCUGAGUUUUGUGAUCAAGAAUAUUGACGCAAUUAGCAGAUGUGACGAGAUCGAGACGAAUGUCGAGGUUGCCGAAGCCAAGAAGAGGUUGAAGGAAGAGCGGCAAAAGGAGAAGAAUGACAGCGACCGCCAAGCACUGAUGAGAUUAAAGAAGCGGCCUUUCAACUCGUUUAUCACUCCGAAGAAGGCGAAUAAAUCGGCGGAUAUUCAGCAGGCUACUGCUAGGAUUUUGGUAAUACGAAGUUAUUCCUAG